Amyelois transitella is the source of this 3381-nucleotide messenger RNA. It is a transcript of the gene eEF2, whose product is annotated as translation elongation factor 2. Gene Ontology annotation, molecular function: translation elongation factor activity; GTPase activity; ribosome binding. Lineage: Eukaryota; Metazoa; Arthropoda; Insecta; Lepidoptera; Pyralidae. The transcript has 15 exons. Gene Ontology annotation, biological process: translational elongation. The coding region runs from base 154 to 2688 and encodes 844 amino acids. Gene Ontology annotation, cellular component: cytosol; ribonucleoprotein complex. The record is from RefSeq and is a predicted model, not a curated record.
AACCAAAGAGUUAAAAACCGCUAUGCCAUACGUCGUUUGACAGCAAAUGCUACAUCCGGUCCACGAAAGUCAGAAAGGCCCUUUUUCAAGUGUACGCCAUUGCUGGCGUAUGGUAGUUUAUUUUGUUGAAAGAAAAAUCACUAACCAUCCAACAUGGUGAAUUUUACGGUAGACGAAAUCCGUGCCAUGAUGGACAAAAAGCGGAAUAUCCGCAACAUGUCCGUUAUUGCGCACGUCGACCACGGCAAGUCUACAUUGACGGAUUCGCUGGUAUCAAAGGCCGGUAUCAUUGCCGGCGCCCGGGCCGGUGAAACUCGCUUCACGGACACCCGUAAAGACGAACAGGACAGAUGCAUCACAAUCAAAUCAACAGCCAUCUCUAUGUUCUUCGAGCUCGAAGAGAAAGAUUUAGUUUUCAUCACGAACCCGGACCAGCGUGAGAAGAAUGAAAAGGGUUUCUUGAUCAACUUGAUUGACUCGCCCGGGCACGUUGACUUCUCCUCUGAAGUAACAGCUGCUCUCCGUGUAACUGAUGGCGCUCUUGUCGUCGUAGACUGUGUCUCUGGUGUGUGCGUACAGACCGAGACUGUGCUGCGUCAGGCCAUUGCCGAGCGUAUCAAGCCCAUCCUUUUCAUGAACAAGAUGGACCGUGCUCUGCUUGAGUUGCAGCUAGAGUCAGAGGAGCUCUACCAGACCUUCCAGCGUAUUGUUGAGAAUGUCAACGUAAUUAUUGCCACCUACAAUGAUGACGGUGGACCGAUGGGUGAGGUGCGUGUUGACCCCAGCAAGGGCUCCGUGGGCUUCGGCUCCGGGCUCCACGGCUGGGCGUUCACCCUCAAGCAGUUCUCCGAGAUGUACGCCGACAAGUUCAAGAUUGACCUCGUCAAGUUGAUGAACAGACUGUGGGGAGAGAACUUCUUCAACGCCAAAACCAAGAAGUGGUCGAAACAGAAGGACAGCGACAACAAGCGUUCGUUCUGCAUGUACGUGCUGGACCCCAUCUACAAGGUGUUCGACGCUAUCAUGAACUUCAAGAAGGAGGAGAUCGACGGUCUGCUCAAGAAGAUCGGCGUCACGCUCAAACACGAGGACGCUGACAAGGACGGCAAGGCUUUGCUCAAGGUGGUGAUGCGUACCUGGCUGCCGGCCGGAGAAGCCCUGCUUCAGAUGAUCGCCAUCCACCUGCCGUCGCCCGUGGUGGCGCAGAAGUACCGUCUCGAGAUGUUGUACGAGGGACCCCAUGACGAUGAGGCCGCUAUCGGCAUCAAGAACUGUGACCCCGAAGCCCCAUUGAUGAUGUACGUGAGCAAAAUGGUGCCGACCUCUGACAAGGGACGUUUCUACGCGUUCGGUCGCGUGUUCUCCGGCAAAGUGGUCACCGGGCAGAAGGCCCGCAUCAUGGGACCCAACUUCCAGCCUGGAAAGAAAGAGGAUCUGUAUGAGAAGACCAUCCAGCGUACCAUCCUCAUGAUGGGUCGUUAUGUGGAGGCCAUCGAGGAUGUUCCAUCCGGAAACAUCUGCGGUUUGGUUGGAGUUGACCAGUUCUUGGUUAAGACUGGUACCAUCACCACUUUCAAGAACGCCCACAACAUGAAGGUGAUGAAAUUCAGCGUGUCGCCCGUGGUGCGCGUGGCCGUGGAGCCCAAGAACCCCGCCGACCUGCCCAAGCUGGUGGAGGGGCUGAAGCGCCUGGCCAAGUCCGAUCCCAUGGUGCAGUGCAUCAACGAGGAGUCCGGGGAGCACAUCGUGGCUGGAGCCGGAGAGCUGCAUCUUGAGAUCUGUCUCAAGGAUCUGGAAGAAGAUCACGCUUGCAUUCCAAUCAAGAAAUCCGACCCUGUCGUGUCUUACCGUGAGACUGUCAGCGAGGAGUCCGACCAGAUGUGCUUGUCCAAGUCUCCCAACAAACACAACCGGCUGUUCAUGAAGGCCCAGCCCAUGCCCGAUGGACUCGCUGAGGACAUCGAUGAGGGCCGCGUGAACCCUCGCGACGACUUCAAGACCCGCGCGCGCUACCUGUGCGACAAAUACGAGUACGACAUCACCGAGGCGCGCAAGAUCUGGUGCUUCGGCCCCGAGGGCACCGGGCCCAACCUCAUGGUGGACUGCUCCAAGGGGGUGCAGUACCUCAACGAGAUCAAGGACUCCGUGGUGGCCGGCUUCCAAUGGGCUGCCAAGGAGGGAGUUAUGGCCGAGGAGAAUUUGAGAGGCGUCCGCUUCAACAUCUAUGAUGUGACGCUCCACACUGACGCCAUUCACAGAGGUGGCGGCCAAAUCAUUCCGACGACGAGGAGGUGCCUGUACGCGUGCAUGCUGACCGCCGCGCCCCGCCUCAUGGAGCCCGUGUACCUGUGCGAGAUACAGUGCCCGGAGGUGGCCGUGGGCGGCAUCUACGGCGUGCUGAACCGGCGGCGCGGGCACGUGUUCGAGGAGUCGCAGGUGGCGGGCACGCCCAUGUUCGUGGUGAAGGCCUACCUGCCCGUCAACGAGUCGUUCGGCUUCACGGCCGACCUGCGCUCCAACACGGGCGGCCAGGCCUUCCCGCAGUGCGUGUUCGACCACUGGCAGGUGCUGCCCGGGGACCCCUGCGAGCCCAGCAGCAAGCCCUACGCUGUUGUUCAGGAGACAAGGAAACGGAAAGGACUGAAGGAGGGUCUGCCGGACUUAAAUCAAUAUUUGGACAAAUUGUAAACGUCAUAGCUAAAACAAAUCCAUACUGUAAUAUAUGUAACAUUACCGAGCGCCUCCCGCCAACAAGUUGUUUUAUUACGAUAUUAUUUUAGACUGUACCAAGCUAUGAUUUUGUAAGUGCCGCUAGCGUGAACCAAUAAAUAUUGCUGGUCGAUAUAAAUGCAUUGUUAAUAUUACGGUGGUACCGUUUACGCGCGGAUGUUGUAGUGUCGAGUUGGAAAAUAAUUAUAGCAAAUAUAUACAUUGAAAUUUCACCUGAACAAGUUUACAAAAAACUUAGUAACACGAUUUUACGACUCUGAGGAAGGUGGGUGGUUCACGAGUGAAAAGCGAAUGAUAUACCCCUGUGAGAUACGGCAAGGGAACUUGGUAUAUCGGGAGAUUUUAACGCCGAAUACAGCUCAAUUAUUUGUCACUGGCACGCAAAUUAUCGUUAUUUUGAUCUGUAUGGUCGCAAAUGUUUUAAACCUUGAUUAUUAUAUUUUACGUUUCAAGUUUGCAUUUAGCGUGCCAGUUACAUUCCGCGCGUAAACGAGCAAUUUGACUUUAGUAUCACUAUUAUGAUAUAAUAUAUACGAUUUUAUGAUAUCCCUCUUCAUUGGUAAGAAUUGUUAUCAUUAUGUAGUUGGGGACACAGGACUUUCUUUACUUAUACUGUAAUUAAUUUUUAAAUUAUAAUUUUUCUAUUGUAAA